AGACAACCUCGUCGACCACCGGCUUGUCCGCUUGGGCGAACGCCGAGCUAACGUGUAGCAGCGCCUAACAAACACCAAGAAGAUCGGGAUCCGAUCGAGGAACAAUUCGCGGAGGAAAGACGCGUUUCUUCGGAAAAAUCGGAACCAUCGUACGAGGAGUACAAGGAGGAGGAGGAGCCGGAGGAUAAAGCAGCGCGAAGGCAUCGCAGCAAAUCGAUCGACGAACCGCAUCGCGUAUUGUCCUUGGUUGAAAGAUGGCAAGAUUGGCAGGUUAUUUCACCGUUCUCUUCAACGGUCGCACGAUUCGGUUAACGACGCUUGCGAGAUCUUCUAGUCUCGUCGAAUCUGCGGCCGUUUCCCCGACAUGAUCGAGCUUUUCGAAUUCGAAUCUGCUUCGGUGUAGAAAGCGACCCCGGUCGCGGCCAAGAAGCGAGGCAAGAAGAUGAAGAAGAAAAAGGGCGAGAAAGGUUCGCCAAAGGCGAAAGGAAAGUCCGAGAAAACCGAGAGAACUCCGACGGACGUCGAAGAACCUGAAAUCAAGGAUCGGAUGAUAAAGGAUAUGCAAGAGGAGAUACGGUUGGAAGAAUACAACGAGAAAGAGAAACCGCGUUUGGAGACGCAGGAAGCGGCGAUUCGACUGAAGCAGCUGGAACAAACUGCCCGUGUCCUGUCGUCGCACCGCAAGGCGUACGCGGAGUACGAGCGGAUCCUCGAACAGGAGGAACGCUGGGCCCGUUACAUGACUUGCGACGGUCUACCUGAUCCCGGAUCCUUGUCCGAGACCAACGCCUUCGUCUACCUUUGGUCGCUGGAGGAAGAAGAGGCGACCAUGGACACAGUGGAAGAAAGGUGUCGAGUAAUAACCCGCGUAAGUAUAGAUAUAUUUCCUGCAAACAAUACGCGGCGGCGAUCAACGGAAUCGUUUCAGCUGUUGAGUAAGCUGGAGGAGAUCGCUGGGUUUUCCAGCGCGGUUACGGAGAAGUACGAAGCGGAAUACAAAGAGAUCGCGAGCGAACUGCGAAGGAGGCUACAAAGGUGGAUAGACUUCGCUUGCUAUCAUCUGCUCCGUAACAUCGAAGCUAACAUGAUAAGAGAGGGCACGAAGACGACCAAAUACGUCCGCGCGACGAACAACGCGGUGUGCUGUUUCUGGGCACCGAUCGUCUUGCCUGUUGGACUGAAACGGCCCGUCACGGCCAAAGAACAGAAGUCGAUCGAGGUACGGUUCGCGGAGAUGGACGCGACGAUCAAGCUUCCGGUGGACGUCGAUUGCCACCGCAUGGCGAUCAGAGGACUCUGGCUGACUUACGAUCAUUAUUCGAUGGAAACGCGCUCUUAUCGAAUUCCUGAGCUACCUGAUCGCUUGCUGGAGCUAUGGGGUAGUUUCCCUGACCUCGUCGAGUUCGAGAAAAAGGAACUCGAAGAGAAGCUUCGUAUAUGGGAAGAGCAAGCGGAAGGGCGACGCUUGCGCUUGGAGGAGAAACAAGCGAUCCUAGAGCGGAUAGUCAAUCCGCCGCCGGUUGCACCAGUUAAACGGGGCAAUAAACGGGGACGAAAGAAAACGCCUCGAUCCCCUGGCAAGGAUCAGCCGUUGUCACCGGCCUCGUUGUUGCCUUCGAAAACGGAACUGUUACCUUACUUGCCCACUGCGAACGAAAUCAUUCGCGAGAGGGAAGACGACGCCAGAUUGGAAGUUAGAAAAUUAUUGUUCACUCGGUGCGAGACGACCGAAGUGAAUUUGCGAAAAUACAGAAUUCUCGGCGGAGUGUUUCGCGUGGAUCUUCUUUAUCAACCGCCGCAACCGAAGGACCUCGGGAAAGAAACUUAUCUAACGUCUCUCGAGUUGCCGAAGGAGCCCAAGUUCGUCGCGUUCUCCAGACGAUACGAGACCCCGCAGCCGGCCCCUGACUCUGAGAGGACACCGGAAGUAAUCGAGGCAGAAAUGAAAGCGCUGGAAGCAGCGAUGGAGGCGCUGGUUUUGAUCACUCUUAGAUUACCCAGUUCGAUUCUCUGGUUCGAACCACCGUUGAUCGCCCAGUGGAUACCGGAAAAGGAAAUCUGGUCGACGAAGCACGUUCACGACGUGAAAUUCAACGAGGAGCAACAGACUAUCGCGUUUAGGAGCGGAAGGUUGGGCGUCCACGGGCUGGCCGCCUAUAAAUUUUCUAAUCUUCCCUUUCAGAGCUGGGAAAUGAAACCGGAAUCAGGAAAGAGCGGCCGCGAUUACGGCGGGGUGGUGCUUGGAAUAACCGCGGCCACUGUUCAGGCCGAAUUCGUGAUCAGGGAAGAUCGGGUCUGUUUAAACUCGCUGACCGGCCACGCGAAUAAUCCUCUGAAAGGAAUCCUCGGUGAAUACGACGAGUUAGAACGGCUGAUCGAGCGACUGCAACAACUCGGAUGCGAUCUUUUCCCGGAUCGAGACGCGGUUGCUUAUCUAACGGGAAUCAAUACGAAACAUCCGGUCGCGGAGAACCAUCUGCGGCAAUGUAUGGCGAUGCUUUCCACCACGUAUACCUUCGCCUGGUCACGAUGGAACGCGACUCGUGAUUUUCGACAGAUAGUUUUGCAGUACAAGGAGAUGCACGGUUGCGUGGCUAAAGAGCUUACCAAUCAGACGCUUUUGGUAACGCCAUCGCGAACGAUGCGCGUCCGUUGCACCGAGGUCAGUCCCGAGUUUUCCGACUUACCGUACGACGACCAAAGCACCGGCGAGUAUUACGCCGACCUGUAUCAGCUGGCAUUGAACACGGCGGGUAUCAAGACCCGGCUUUCGAUGAAAAGGAUCUCUUAUAAAUUGGUAUCGACCGUCGUUCGGCUCCUCGAACGUACCAACGUUAUAGGCAUGUCCUCAUGAUUCGUUAGCUCUGCUUCUU
This is a messenger RNA of Osmia bicornis bicornis, 2873 nucleotides long. Its product is annotated as dynein axonemal intermediate chain 7 homolog. The transcript has 15 exons. Gene Ontology annotation, molecular function: beta-tubulin binding; microtubule binding. Gene Ontology annotation, cellular component: axoneme. The record is from RefSeq and is a predicted model, not a curated record. The coding region runs from base 443 to 2854 and encodes 803 amino acids. NCBI's taxonomy places the organism in Eukaryota, Metazoa, Arthropoda, Insecta, Hymenoptera, Megachilidae.